Messenger RNA from Cryptomeria japonica (Japanese cedar), 1271 nucleotides. RefSeq lists its product as uncharacterized. The record is from RefSeq and is a predicted model, not a curated record. Gene Ontology annotation, biological process: response to gibberellin; response to ethylene; response to auxin. Gene Ontology annotation, molecular function: zinc ion binding; DNA binding. The coding region runs from base 3 to 983 and encodes 326 amino acids. Lineage: Eukaryota; Viridiplantae; Streptophyta; Pinopsida; Cupressales; Cupressaceae. The transcript has 3 exons.
UGAUGCGCGAGUUUUCCAAGCGUUUAUCUCGUUGGACGACAUUUAUCAACUUCCACUGGUUCCCCUCCUCUCAUUUUUCUCAUUUUAUUGAAAAAUCUUUCAGAGUAUUAUUUUCUGUACAAAAUCGAAAUCUAACCGCUACAUAUAGCAGAUCUAGAGACACCAUUUUUACUGUGAAAAUCAAUGCGGUAAGGGAGACGAUGAUGGGGAGGAGGUGCUCUCACUGCGGCCAAAAUGGGCAUAAUGCCAGGACAUGUCCAGGGCGAGGAGUGAAGCUCUUUGGUGUCAGGCUGGACGCGGGUUUGAAUCCCACCACCAGCAAUAUCCUGAGAAAGAGCUCCAGCACAGGAAAUAUCUCCCCUCAUAGUAAUUCGAGAGUAUUGCCAGAGCAAUCCAUCUCGGGAUCGCAAGGAGCUGGCUAUGUGUCGGACUGCGUCGCCCCUGCAAAAUGCAGAAAGAAAGGCGUGCCGUGGAGUGAAGAAGAGCACAGAGUGUUCCUGAUGGGCUUGCGCGCCGUCGGGAAGGGGGAAUGGAGGGCCAUUUCGAAGAAUUUCGUGACCAGCAGAACCCCCACGCAGGUGGCUAGCCACGCGCAGAAGUAUUUCCUUAGGCAAAGUAAUCUGAACAAACAGAAGCGCAGAUCCAGCAUGUUUGACACAUCUCCAGAAACGUGUUCUUCACGCGUUGCCAAUUUCCCGCUGGGGAGGUCUCGUGGUCUGGAAUCCAUGGCAGGAUUUAGUUUAGAAGGAAUGAAAAUGCACGCUAGAUUUGGCAGCGUUCCUUGUUCGUUGCCUCUUCCUUUCCGCAGUGAUAUUAAGCCCAGUGUGAGCUCCACGAUAUUACCGGCCAUGGACGACAAAGCUGCGCUUAAGCUUAGCAUUGCAGUUCCAUCCUCUGCAGAGACUUCUCCAAAUUUAAAGCUUUCAACUUUCCAUCCGAGCUGCUCCAAUGGCUGCCUUCACACUGCCAUUGGAGUUGUUUAAUUGCCUUUUCAUGGAAGGACGAAUUUUUAUAGAUUUCUUAGGAAAUAAAAGAUGGGUUUUUAGGAAAUAAAAUUUGGAUUUUGUAGCGGCGCGCUUUUUUUCAAUUUUUCCUUUUCUGGGGGGGUUGCAGAAAGUCUGAUAAUUGGAUUUAAAAUAUUUUCCAGGCCUCUCUAAUAAUUGUGGAAAAUGAAGAACAAAAGAAUUUUGCCGUAGCUUUAAAUACUGUGGUUUUUUAAGAAUCGAGCUAAAUGAUAAUCUCAUGGAGACCACUGGAUUUUUGGCAUUUGA